This is a messenger RNA of Effrenium voratum, 2011 nucleotides long. NCBI's taxonomy places the organism in Eukaryota, Dinophyceae, Suessiales, Symbiodiniaceae. The record is from the annotation of a GenBank genome assembly.
CGGGUGUUGCGAGCGCCUCUUCGACGAGCGAUGCAUCCAAUGCAUCCAAUGCAUCCAAUGCAUCCAGGUCCGUGGAUGCCUUCUGAAAGCCCAGCCGACAAGCAAACGCCACCAGUCCGCCAAGUCUUUCACUCGGGCCCUCAUUGGACUGGAUCGAUUCGUUGAACUGGAUUUGCGCAGGUCGGUGCUGGAGCGCUGUUGGCUAGGGGGCUUUGCAGACAAAGCACUGGAGAGAACCUCCACAACUACUUCGAUUGUGGAAGGAGGCGCAAGAUUGAGCAGAAAGUCGAGCCCCAGAGGCCGCGAAGUCCAAAGCGAUUGAUUGCGUCACCUCGUCCGUCUUUGCAGGAGGCCAGUGACGCGGUGGAUUUGCAAGCGUCUUCGCCGCGGGGCAAAGUGGAGGUGUGGGCACAUCCUGGGAAGACGGUGAAGCACUACGAUAUCCGGAGGCAUCAUUUGCAUCAGCAGUUGCACCACGGGCCAAACCCAAUGGAGCUGCCUGCGGAGUUCAGAUCACAUCGGAGGAUGGUCUACGAUGCAGAGGCCACGCAGAGGCCAUGAAAUGCUGGAGUUUGGGCGAGCGAGCAAUCAAAUCUUAUUGAGACUUGAGCGGUUGACCAGCGAUUGGUUCCAUCUCGGAUGGUGCUAUGACGCUGCGGCAAAUGAGGGCAAUGCCUAUUUGAGGCCCUGACUCCAACAGGUCCUCAACACGGCCUUUGUCCAGUGACGCUGCGCACCGCAGAAGCACCGGGGUGGGGUCCUGCCUGGACAUGAGCCUCAGUGAUGGUGAGGCCCAAGAUCAAGUACGCACACGCCUGCGUUCUGGACGGAGCACUGGAGUUCGUGGAAUGCAGCAGGCCAGACCCGAGACGCUGGACGAAAACCCGUCUGGCGAGGAGUCUGCUGAUGGUUUUCCAUCAGAGAGGCGCUCAAAGCGGCGCAUAUCUCCCCCAGGGGCGAGCGCGAACACAACGCUGGCUACGGGGCUGACAAACGCGCCGGCAGAAGAGUGCAUGGAGGCUGCUUGUGGCAUGACCAAGCGCGGCAAGCAAAGCGAAGGAUCUAAGGAGUAUCGCCGCGGCGGCCCUGGGCCUUGGGACCCGCUUCCCACUGGCGCCUCGAAGAAGGACGGCUGGGGCAGGUUAAGUCCGCGCCAGCCACCUCCUCACACGCCUCGGGUGCCAUUUGGCACGCAAGGCAAUGCUGGGCAAACCGUGAAGCGCUUUUACUCGGCCCCGCCGCUGCCGUAUGGAUCAGAAGCUGACGUGCCUGAGCCGAGCGUGCCUCCUCAGUCUGGCAUCCCGCUUGGCUUGACCGUACCGAGUGCCAGGGACAAUCCUUUUCCAGAGGUCGAGUCGAUGUCACCUAGGAGAGAGGGCAAGGCCAAGGCACUCUCAAAGCCGCGAUGCAUCUCAGCAGAGCGCAUUGGAAAGUCUCUUAUGUCUUCUGAGUUUGUGGCCAGGCAACGUCAGUCAAGCCGCUUGAGAGGCGGUGCUUCUCGUUUGUGCUCGGGUGGCAAUCUGGCGCCCUGCUUGAAUCGGCCACAUGAGAGGAUCUCUGGGGUCAAAGCCGUGGGUGCAGGUCAAGCGAAGGCAGACAUCUCGGCCCCCAGUGCACGCUUGGACGAGGCAUACAACAAGUGCUUGCAGUCCCUCCACGCUGAGAUUGAGCAGCUGCAGUCGCGGUCCAUGCGUCUUGAAAGAGAAGUACAGAAGACCAAGAAUCAGAACGGAGUGUUGAAAUGUCAACCAAACACAACUCCUCAGGCCCAGCCCGGUAUGACACCAGCGUAGAAUUCGGCGUGGGCGCAUUCCGAGCUCGCGACCAGGCUCGUCAGCCUUUCCAAGGCUUCUUCGCCAACGUUCCCUUCGCGACUAAGUUCGCGCAAAAGGCAGCGUGUGGUGUAUGGUGCAUACCAUUUGCCGGGUGCCUUCAAACCGAUUGCAAGCAUGAUCUGGGUGUUUCACUGGGGCUUCAAGCUCUUUGAGCGAAUGAAAAGCAAUGCCGUUCC